UGUCUGAUGUAUUAAAAGAACGUAAUUUGAUAAUAAGAAUUCACAUUUUUUUGCUUUCAGAGGUGGAAUUUUAAAUUUUUAUAGUUUUAAAAUGGCUCCCGACCGGAAGUUGUUUGUUGUAACGCGAGGUUUGUUGACAGUAGUUAUUCUUUAUUCUGUUGUCACAAACCUACCACGGCACAUUUCACAAAGGCGUGUAGAAUAUUGUAGAUUCAUUUUCAAGCUUAAUAUUAAUUAGAAUUUAAAAUGUUUUUAUGGAAAAUAUGACAUUUUAAACAGGGAAUAGAAGGGGGAUGAUCGACGAGCUGUUUUGAAGGGUCCACAAUGCCAAGGGAGCAGCCCAGUUCAGAUGAGACCAGCUCGUCCGCUUCAUCCACCAAGAAUGCUAAAGAUAAGAGUAACAGCACGGCCAUGCAGGCGCUGCAUGGGGCUGCCGACGACAACAGGAGGAGCUGCUCAGAGAAAGACUCAGGUUACUCAGACACAGGCUCUGACUCGAAACACACCAAUGCAAAAGAUCGCAGCAACAGAAAAUCAAGGGACACCUCAGAUGAGUUACCUCUAAACCAAAAUGAACCACACAAAAAUUGUGGAAAUGCUGUUGUGGCGCCACCAACAGGACAGCUGGCAUCAUUUUAUAUAAUUAAAAAUAUGGUUCUUGAGCAGCCUCAUAUUGUCCAGAAGAAUGGUCGACUCCUCUGGUCUAAUGGAGCCAACCCAAAUGUCUCUGGUUCAAACCCAGUCCUCCUCCUCCAGCCUUCUAACCCCCCCGCACUCCAACCCAGACCACCAGGCAAAAACAACCCCACUGUGAAGAUGGAGAACCCUGCUUAUCUACCCAUCCUCAACUCCUACCCUCGCAUCGCCCCCCACCCAAACAAAAAACCCCCCGACAAAACUGCCCCAACCGCUGAAUCUGACAACCAGAGCAAACGUGUGUGCACUGAAAGUAAUAAUACACAAGUCAAUGGUAGUCCUCAGGUGCAAUGCGUUCAUAAAAUCUGUGCCAGUAAUACCGUAACAUCCUCCGACAACGCACCAGUGUCUUCAGGCCAACUGACUUCGUCCACUGAACUCAACAAAACUAGCAUCAUCAACACCCGCCAUAGACAUGUUGUUAACACGGUGCAAGUCUUGAAGCAAUCGGGGCUUUUGGAUAUAACUCUGCGCACCAAGGAGCUGUUGCGUCAAAGCAAUGCAACGGGGCGAGAUGUUGCCCAGUUGAGACAGCAUUCGGAUUUGUUAUGUCAAAUGGCCAGCUGUUCCAACCAAAACCCAAGCAAUAUGGAGGCUUGGCUCACUCUACACAAGAAUAUGGCAGAAUCUGGUUGCUACCCUGAUCUUAAAGAUGUACAAGCAUUACAGGUCCCAACUACGCAGCAAAAUGUUAGCAUUAUUAAAACACAAAGUGGGGAAGGUGACAAAGAUGAGUCUCUUGUUGAUUCAAGUAACUUAAAAGAACCUACUCCAAAACAAAUGGAUGUAACCAGGGAAAUCAAAUCUGAAACUAUUGUGGACAACGAUACAAGCCUAAACAGUUUGGAUAAUGAGUGAAUCUCAGGUUUAAAUUUAGCUGAUAGUAAAGAGGCACUAUGUAACUUUCCUGAGGGUUGGGGCCAUCACCUGCUUGUCUUCACGGAGAUGUUAUGUGCCACAAUGACAGUAAACUUGUGCAUGGAGAGAAACAGAUUUCAUCUCUUGGCCAAGUAAUAGGUUAAAUCUGUGGCAAGACAUCCCCACUCUUGUUAAGAAGAAAAGGUAUUCCAAGGUAUUCAUUAGUGCUAAAACCACACGUAACAUAAUACUUGCAAGAUAAGCAAAUUUAAUGCCACACUGUGGAACACUAAAGGGGAAAGUAUCUCCUUCUUCCAUGGAAAGAACCUGGUAAUGGAACCCCACACCACCACCAGAAUAGUUACAUAAUGCACCUUUAAUGACUAAUGUGAAAUAUAUAAUGAUAAUAAUAUUCAUGUCAGGAGCAAAAUAGGGCUGGUAGAGUACUCAGGACACUCUACCACUCUACAUCAGGCAUAACAUUAUGACCACUUGCCAAAUAUGCCACCUCACAAAAGCAUUAAAUAUUGUGUUAAAACUUAAGCAAAUAAAGUAAUUUUCAGUCCAUUUAAUGCUUUUACAUUUUUGCCCAUUCUUGCCACCACAGUUUCCUCCAUGGGCUAAUUUUAUGUUUAAACCACUGUCUUAAAACAAUUCAAAAACCCACAAUUGCUCCUCUUGCAUUGACCUAGUCAUUUUGUCAAACUUACUUAAAAGCCUUUUCUUGCCAUCUUUUCUUCUAACAACUUUCAAGGAAGGAUUUUGUGUCACAGUUUAUAUCAACCAUAUACAGGUUUCACAUUAAAGACGAGCUAAAUACCAGUGGUCAUAAAGUUACAUGCACAAAAGCCUGGUCGGUGCAAAACGCUUUAAAGCAUUAACAAAAUAACUAGUAAUUUCAGGUUCUUACCCAAAUACUAAGGGCACUUAAACCAGCAGAACUACGGCCCGGCCAUCCACACCCAUAGAAAUAUAUUGGUCUAUUUCUUCUUUUUCCAAUUUCAAAAAUCUUUUGGAUUAUUAUUGUCAGAUUAAUUUCUGUACUUUAUAAGAGGCUCUUAGUUUUGGCUGAAUGGGAUAAUGAUAGGGUUUUAUUUCUCUUUCAGCUUUGAAUAUCUGUUGAAAUAUAAUUGGGAUGGUAGGUCAGGCUAGCACAAACUUGCCUAUAAUGGUGCCUUGUGACUUUGGGUAUAAGAAAAAUCUAUGUGCUUGAAAUUGCCUUAACUUUUUGCACUUGUUUUGUGACAACUGCAAAUUUUCUCACCAAGCUUUGUCUGUUUUAUUAUAUUAUGCUCUUUUAUGCACCUUGCUUUAAAUAUUUUAACUGUAAUUUUAGCCUAUUUUAUCCAGUCUUGGAUUGUGUAGUACUAGUUGUCUGUUUGCAUGUGGGGCUUGCAUGAUUUGAUUUGUGUGCAUAGUGUAAUCAACCACU
Messenger RNA from Boleophthalmus pectinirostris (great blue-spotted mudskipper), 2986 nucleotides. Its product is annotated as CLOCK-interacting pacemaker-like. Lineage: Eukaryota; Metazoa; Chordata; Actinopteri; Gobiiformes; Gobiidae. The coding region runs from base 325 to 1554 and encodes 409 amino acids. Gene Ontology annotation, biological process: negative regulation of DNA-templated transcription; negative regulation of circadian rhythm. The record is from RefSeq and is a predicted model, not a curated record. Gene Ontology annotation, cellular component: nucleus. The transcript has 4 exons.